UUGGUUCACUUCCUGUACUAGUCUCACACUUGUUUUGACUUUGUGUUAAAGAAUUAUUUAUAUAUUGGUGUGUUUUAAAUGUAACGUAAAUACAUAAGUUCUUAUUAUGCCCCCAAAACAGAGGAGAAUAGCCUUGAUGGGCUACAGAUCUGUUGGGAAAUCUUCAUUAACUAUACAGUAUGUUGAAAAUCAGUUUGUUGAUUCUUAUGAUCCAACUAUAGAAAACACAUUUCAGAAAGUUAUAAAAAUACGAGGUCAAGAAUAUAGUUUACAACUUGUAGAUACAGCUGGGCAGGAUGAAUAUUCUGUUCUACCUCAGUCGUAUUUUACCAAUAUUGAUGGUUAUGUACUAGUUUAUUCUGUAAACUCAUCAAAAAGCCUAGAUGUGAUAAAAUAUGUGUAUGAUAAAAUAUUAGACAUGAAAGGAAAGACACAAGUUCCAGUUGUUUUGGUUGGUAAUAAAAGUGACCUUAGAAUGGAGAGGGAAAUCAGUUUUGAUGAUGGUAAGAAAAUAGCUGAAUCGUGGAAAGCACCAUUUUUAGAAGCAUCAGCCAAAGAAAACCAGAGUGUACAAGAUGUUUUUACACAGAUAUUGAUGACAGUAGAAAAAUCAGAAAAUGUUGGACAAGAGAAAAGUAGUUGUAUUUUAUCUUAAAGUUGGGUUAGAAUCUUACAACAAAAUAUCAUCCCUUUAUUUUAUACACCUAGAAGGGCUACAAUAAAACGCAAAUUGUUGACUAUGUCACAUCUGGACGAACAUUCUAAUUAAAAAUCAACUUUAAAGGGAUUGAGUGCAAAAUAAACACAAUGAAAACAAAAUCUAAUUGGUCCUGUCACUGUAACCCGGGUAUCAUUUAAUCUUGUGUAUUUAGCACUAAUUUCUUUCACAUUCAUUUAACAUCAAAUUUUUGUUUAAUAAUUCAUAAAAAUCGUUUAAAAUCACCCAAAAUCAUCUAAUUUGUACUUGUGUCCAGUUUAAAAAUGAUUGAUUAAUUUUGAUAAUGAGUGCCUAAUUUACAAGUAUUCAAUUUUCUGACCACUGUUUAAAAAUUAUUCAUUAUACACCAAUAAUCAAUUGGGUUGUUUAUUUUUUAACAGUGGUUGAGAAAUUAAACACUUUUAAAUUGGUAAAUUGGACACUCAUUAUCAAAAUGGAAUGGUCAGCUUUAAACUGAAUGAUUUUUGGUGAUUUUAAAC
Molecule: messenger RNA, 1197 nt
Organism: Patella vulgata (common limpet)
Lineage: Eukaryota; Metazoa; Mollusca; Gastropoda; Patellidae
Product: GTP-binding protein Rheb
Exons: 8
Coding region: 107-655 (182 amino acids)
Biological process (GO): small GTPase-mediated signal transduction
Cellular component (GO): plasma membrane
Molecular function (GO): GDP binding; GTP binding; GTPase activity
Source: RefSeq, a predicted model, not a curated record